AUGCGACAGGUGUUUGGUGUUUUGCGUGCUCCCAAAGCUGAUAUCCCCACAUUGCUCAGUCGAGCUGGUGAAGGUGGAGUUUUUGUCUAUCCUCCUGCCGGCCAGCGAGAGAAUGUCGUCGUCGAAUGGAUCGACAGGCUCCCCAAGGAGGCUGACCGUGACUACUUUGCUAGAGCCUCGCGACUGCAGUCUGUCGGUUUGGCUUGCCACGGCGCGAGGCUGGGCUGGAAAAAGCCCAUCACCGCCGACACGAAAUUCCGAUGCAUCUGGACGCUCAGCGGGUGUCCCAGACACUGGGACAUGGUCCAGGCUACUGAUAUAGUGAAGGCCCACUUUGAUGAAGUCAAGCUCAUCAGACAGUCGGUGCGUGGUGCUGAGAAAACGUUCUACUUCCGUGGUGCUGCCAAGAAAGGAGCCGACUGCGACCUGCUUCCGAUCCCUACUCAGGAUGGCGAUUCUGGUCGCGUUAUGCUCUGGGCUGCUCUUGCCCCGGCGCGCCAGGAGCAGGUAAAGCAGAAGCGCCUCCGAGGCGGCUCGAUGCCCUAUGUUGAGGCCGCCGAGAACCUUUUCACGCCGGUGACGCAGACCGUUGCAGUGACUGCUGAUGCUACCGACCAGACUUGCCAGGCGAUGGACACGUCAGGUGGCAAUGCCGGCAGCCCAGAUGUUGCUACUGGCCAGCAGGGCGUGGGCGAGAAGCAGGAGGAGGGAAAGAAGGAAGAAGGAGCUGCCAAACGGGCCAAAGUGACUGUGCGUGAAAUCCCGGCUGGAUGCUCACAGCAUGCAGUGGCGAAAGACGGCAACUGCCUCUAUCAUAGUUUCGGCGAAGUUAUGAGAUGGCUUGGCAAACAGCCGAACUCAUUUCAUCACCUUGACCUCCGUGCGCGUGUAGCCGAGCAUUUGAGUAAGCAUAAGGAUGAUUAUGAGGCUGCGUGGAAAGCAGACGGGCGGCCGGGCCCGGCAGGAACACCGCUGGACGACUGGGAUGCUUUCAUCCGCGAAAUCGCGAUCCCUGGACGCUACAGCGGAGAGAUCGAGCUGAUGGCUCUCUGUCGACUCUUCUCAGUGCGCAUCGUGAUCGUGCCUGCCGACCCCAAUUGGCGGGUCUGCUCUUAUGGGAAGACCAAGCAAAAGGAUGUUAGUGCCAUUUACUUCAAAGACAGGCACUUUGAUUUCAUCAAGCCUGAUGGCGAGGCCUACCCUCGUGAGAUCUCGGCCACCGUCGCCGAUCCCAAUGGCGGCUUUCUAGUUGGAGGUGUGUCAGAGGCCUGCUCCUACUCCGUGUCUGAUGCCUCUACUGUGCGCCGGGGGGCAGGCAUGUCGCAGGCCCAGACGUCAGUGGCUACCGCCGGGUCGAAGCGCAGAGCCGGGAUGUCUGCUGCGUGCUCUGCCUCCAGUGCGUCUACCUUUCAGGCUAGGUCUCAGGCUGCUGGUGCGCUUAAGGUUGCUGUUGGCAAGCGGGCUGCUGCACAGGUUUUGUCUUUGGAGGCCGCGCGGGAGAGGUCGCUUAGCUGCCUCGCCCCGCUCCCUGAGGAUGAGGAAGACAUUGCGCGUACGCGCAAAAACAUGGGCUGGAGCAAUGCUACUGAGCGACAGCGCAAGUACUGGGACAGGCCCUUCGAAAGCAUGUUCGGAGGGCCCACCCUGGCGAGCCGGCGAACCUACGCACUGGACAUGCAAAUUUUGCAGCAAGGGCGAAUGCAGGAAACGAAGAGGACCGCGGCUCGCAUCAAACUGCUGCCAGUCAUUGCGCGGCUGGAAAAGCUGGACUUCGCAGUCUUUCCGUGGCCGCGCCUCAAAGACGCCAUUGGCCAGGCGUGCAAGUCGACUUCGAAAUUCCCUUCGGACUUCUUCGCUUUGUUUGAAGUGGAUGUUGCCGCCGCGGCCUGCCCGGGCUAUUUGGCCCAAUGGAAAGCUCAGGGUUACAAAGCUUCGCUGAGUGCGCUUGAGAACGGUAAGGCUAGGGUGGCUCUUGUUAGUCGGGUUCCGUUUAAGCCUGUUCGUGUCUGCACCGGUGCCGGCGCCUCAAGGCACGCUGCUGGUAUUGUCAAUGUCACCAAUUCUGAGGGCAGAUCUGAACCUUUGCUUCUUGUGGCCACGUACUGCCAAGCUGGCAAUCCUCAGAUUGCUGAUGCCCAGCUCAGCGACAUUGUUGCGGGCAUCCUGCGCGCGCGAUGUCGUUUUGUCGUCCUGGGUGACUUCAACAUGGAGGCAGGUGAGGGCGCGAUGGGCGAGCUUCUUGCUUGCGGCAUGGCGGUGCCUGGUGAUGCUUGUGCUCGCGGGCAGCCUCUUCCCUGCACGGGUCCGGGGCGUCGGCGGCGCAUUGACUAUGCCAUACACGACUGGCGACUUGCGCCUACUGAGGUUACGCAUUUUGAGUUUGCGGAGUCUGACCACCUCUGUGUCAGCUACAGGUUUCCUGAGCGAUUCCCCGUGCCUUUGACCAAGCCUGCCAGAGCACCGUUCAAGAAUGUGUCGCAGGAGCAUCUUGAGGUCUUCUUCGCUUCAGCGGAUUUUCAUUGCUUUGAGUGUGCCCUUGAUGACUGCCGCCUUGAUGAUGCUUGGACCUCCCUCUCAGCUGUCGCUGAGCAGGCUCUCUGUGGAGAGCUUCGUCAAGGCAGUGUACCAAGACAUGAGGAUUGGCUGCCCAGCCCUGUGCCGGACAAAUCGCGGCCCGCGCGCCGCCUGGAGUCGUCUGACUCCUUGGCCCGGUUUCGCAAGCUGCUUGCAAAGCUUCGCGCUUUGAAGUUCCGGCCUUGGGACUCGCAACUUCGCGCCAAAAUCUUUCCUUGCAUCAGUCGUCUGCGUGCGAGAGGCUUUCACGUGCCUUUUCUUCCCCCUGGGGAAGAGCUGCAACUGCUGGAGUACGUGGAUGUCACUGUCAAGCAGCUCCAGGAACAGGAGGAUAAGGCAAGGAGUCAGCUAUGGAAAACGAGGAUGGAAUCUUCACGCAACAUCCGUGGCUUCGUCAAGAAGCGAGCUGAAGCUCAGCUGGAUUGGGAAAAGGAGCUGCCGUUGGCUGCCCCAGCUGAUCUGGUGACUCAUCCAGCCGAGCGCGUCAAGGUCGAAGCAAAAACUUGGAGUGUCAUGCGGACUGCCAAGUCGCAUGCUGACCCUGCUAAGCUUUGUGCCAUCCUUGAGUGUGUGCCCAGGCCUGCUGAUAUCAAAUGUGACCUAGUGCUGCAUGCUACUGACUUGAAGCAAGCGGUGCAAGCCAUGAAAGGACGUGCGGCUGGGCCUGACUCGUGGACUCCAGAAGCUUUGGCGUUGCUCCCGCUUCCGUUUUGGAGACGUGCUGCAGACCUGUGGAACAGAUGCGUGCAGCUAGGGCAAGUGCCCACGCAGUGGUCUUGUGCCACCACGGUGCUGAUUCCCAAACCUAAGGGUGGUAGUCGUCCGUUGACUUUGUGCCAAGUGUUGUGGCGUGCUGGCGCCAGUGUGUUACAGCGCCGUCUGAGGCCGUGGAUUAGCGAGUGGCAAUCGGGCCAUGAUGCCGGGGGCCUUCCUGGAGCCUCUGUUGAGGCUGCACUUGCCCAAAUCCAGGCUGCCUUUCGCAAUAAGUCUAAGGGCUUUGUCCAACUUGACGUUAAAGCCUUCUUCGAUUCUAUCCAAUGGGAUUCUUUAAGUGCUGUUCUUCAACACCUUCGGUUUCCCUUGGAGUUGCUCAAGUUGCUGCUGACUUUCUACAAGCAGUCCUGCCGGACCUUUGUGUGUGAGGGGGCCUACGACGGUCAACGGUUUGUGCCCAGCCAGGGCAUUCCGCAAGGCUGCCCCUUCAGCCCGUGCCUCGCUGCUGCAAUUGCUCACGUGUGGUGUAAGUACGUUCUCCAUGGGGCCCAUCAGCAUGUUUCGGGACUCAACUACAUGGACGACCGCUUGCUGUUCCUUCGAGCCCGUGCUCCUGUUCAGGCCCUGGACGCAGUGCUAUGCCGGUCUGCCGAGUUCGAUGAGUGUUUCAACUUCAAGCUUUCGCUUGAGAAGUGUGCGGUCUACCCAAGUGAGGCGACUGAGGAGUGGGCUGCCCUUGCUGACAAACACUCCUUCAGCGUCAGUGAUCAUCUUGAGAUACUGGGUGUUUCUUGCACCUUCGGAGGAGCUUGGUCUUUGCUCAAGUUUGUGCUUCGCCGAGCAGUGCUUCGCCUUCGAUGGCUCCGCUGGUGCUCUCGUUCUCUUCGCGAUCGCAAGCAUAUCGUGCAGAGCUUGGUUGUUCCCAUGGUUUCCUGGACUUCGGCCUAUGCGGCUCCGUCGGAUGACGAGCUGAAUGCCCUGGAAACGAACUCCUGCACCUCUUCGAUGAUCGUUUCGGCGUCCAUCCAGCUGGGUUGGAAGCUCCAUCCGCAGAUGAUGCUGUGUCGUAGUGCCUUUCGCACGUUGGCUCGCUUUUUGGCAGCGCCUCCCAACUGGGUGGAGACAGUUCCUCUAACUGAAGCCUUUCCUCCUUGGAAUGAGCUCCUGCCGGAGAUUCCUCGCUGGCUCCAGAUCCUGAAGUGGACAUACGAGCCUGAAGCUGGCGCAGUGGUGCGGCGCGACUGCUCCGGGCGACGUCGUUGGCUGAGUGCUCACUUUAGGGCCUUGUGCGUUGACAAGUGUGGCAGGUUGUGGCGCUCCUUCCACAGGAGCGACGACGAGCAGUGUGCUACUGGGCUUGACCUACCGGCCCCGCCCCGUAAUGGUGUGUACCUUUUCAGAGGGCACGGCGUUGCUGCGUCUGAGACUGGUGGCCGAGCCCAACACCUUGCUAGCUUCGGUUCUGGGGGUUCGUGUUGGCAUUUCAAUGCCGGAGGUGCCUUUCCUGCUGAUCAUCGACGCUGGCUCUGCCUUUGUGGUGAGUCCAGGCCUUCGAGGCCGCACCUCACGUGGGCCUGCCCUGUGACGCAAGACCUGCGCGUGGGGCAUGAGCUGCCAGUAAAUCGCGCCGAAGAGGGCCUCUUUGCGAAGGAGGUGGUGGACUUCCCGCCGCCGACUCCUGCUCUUGAUCUCAGCGACUUCCUCCAGGAGCUGUCGGAAGGUGCUUCUGAGUCGCUCAAAGCCGAUGGGCUUCUGUACGCUGCCACGGAUGGCAGUGCUCGCAACGACAUUGCUGCGUCAGCCAUUGUCUUCGGGCAGCAUGUGACUGAGCACAGCAGCUUUGCAGCAGGGACGGGUGAUGAGGACCAGUCUGCUUUCAAAGCUGAGAUGCAAGCUUUGCUUUGGCUUGCUACUGUCUGCUGUGAAGUUUCUGAUAAGCUCUCCAUGCAACGCGAACUUUUCGUUGUAUCUGACUGCCUUGCGGCGAUUUCUGCUUGUCAAUCUGGCCACUCUUCUGAUUUGCCAGGUCUGGCUCGUGCUGCCUUUGACCUUUUCGCGCAGUCGGCCCACCAGGGCCUCACGUGUACAUUCUUGUGGGUCCCGUCUCAUGGGAAACAGCUGAAGUGGGCGCCGCCUGAGCCUCACUCUGCUGCGACUCUUCGUGCUCUCAACGAGUCGGCGGAUGAGGUGACCGCCUGGGAGGUCAAAACUGUCAGAAUCGCCGCGGCUGCGGCUGAAAGACUUUCGUGCCACCUUCGCAGCAUUGCUUUGAAGCCAGGUGAGCGGCCACUUGGACUUGCUGUGCCACCUCCCUCCCUUCCCUAG
Molecule: messenger RNA, 5613 nt
Organism: Symbiodinium sp. CCMP2592
Lineage: Eukaryota; Dinophyceae; Suessiales; Symbiodiniaceae
Source: the annotation of a GenBank genome assembly